Symbiodinium sp. CCMP2592 is the source of this 4188-nucleotide messenger RNA. The record is from the annotation of a GenBank genome assembly. NCBI's taxonomy places the organism in Eukaryota, Dinophyceae, Suessiales, Symbiodiniaceae.
AUGCUUACACCGACGACGCCUUCACCGGAUAUGGAGGACCUCGUGGCGAUUGUGCAGGACUUCUCAUUGCUUGCUGUCAACACAUUCGGCAGGAAGAACAGCUACACUUACAUCCAUGAGGGGUGCAAGCCGGUACGCCGCUCCUUCAUUGACUACAUGUUUGUUAGGCAGAACAAGCACAGUGAUUACAAGUCUGGACUUCUGCGUGAUUGGCAGGUUGCGCGCUGGCGCAAAGGUGGAAGGCAUCUCCCGGUUUGGUCACGAUUUUCUAUACGAAGGUUCAGGACUCAGAAACCACAGCAGAAGCUUGAAUGGCCUCGAUGGCGCUGCCGCCUUCUUUCACAGGCCAUCACGGAGCAGCCACAGUUGGCCGAGCGCUACACAGAGCAGGUUGCCGUCGCGUUGCAAGCUGUUGAUAAGUAUGAGCCCAAGAAGUUGAACGCCCUGCUGCUGGAGGUCGGGAGAAAGGUCUUUCAUGUUCAACGACCACCCAGCUUGCCGCCGCCCUGGACUGGAGCGCAACACAUCGGCGGCAUCAAGGACAUGUGGCAACAUUAUCGACUCAUGCGCAGGUCCUUCGAGGAGGCCAAUCGUUCUCGUGUGGGGCGACUCCGCAUGGUUCAGAAGCACUCUCGACAACUACGCCGGACCAGGUUGGCACAGCUGCUUCAGGAGGCGGAUGCCCACACACGCUCAGGUUGCAGUCAGGCGCUCUUUGAUCUCAUUCGGAGAGUGGCACCCAAACAAGCACGAAAACGAGCGCAACUGCGGUCCAAGGAGGGCAAGCUGCUUACUCCGGCUGAGGAAGCCCGUGCCCUACAGGAUUUCUGGCGAUCGGUGAAUGGCGCACCAGGGUCGCUCCUUCGUUCGGGACAGGCUUCCAGCUACAACGUGCUGCAGCAGGACAUUGAGCAAGCCCUACGCGAUCUUCAGGCGAGCAAGGCUGCCCCGCCCCAUUGUGCUCCACAUGCCUUCUGGAAACUGGCCUCUUCCCCAGUUGCUGAGUUUAUGGAAGAUAAGGUUUUCUCAAGCUGGCGAGAGGAUCACGCGUGGGUCCCAGAUGAUUGGUCGGCGGCAUGGCUGGUGUUCCUGCAUAAAGUUGGCAAGGCCAACGACGACCCCGCGUCAUUACGGCCCAUCGCGCUGCUAGACCCAAUGGGCAAAGCAGUCAGCGGUGUUCUGAAGAGGCACCUCGAACCAUAUCUGUUGAAGGCAACUGCCACAUUGCCACUUUAUGGCUAUCUAGCGAACAGAUCCCCGCAACAGGCCCUCACGGUGGUCUAUGAGCACUGCGACAGAGUUCGAACUGCAGCCCGAGCCCAAACUCGAUCCUGGUACGAACUACGAGCGGGACAGAAGAGGUCAUCGUGUGCAGGGGGCCUCCAGGUCAGUGUGGAUUUUUCUCAAGCGUUUGACCGUGCAGACCGCCAACUUUUGGUGCGUGCCUUGCAAUUUCUUGAAGUGCCGGAUGACUUGACCGAUGUGAUUCUCAGGUGGACCCAGAAUACGGUUUUUCACAUUGACAAGGCCGACGCGUCUGAGCAGUAUCAUUCUAGUACUGGCAUCCGCCAGGGAUGCAAGUUGUCCCCUACAUUGUGGUGUUGUCUGUACACCUAUGUGCUACAUGUUCUUGACCAACAACUUGGUGCGGAGUGGAGCUUAGAGCACCUGCUGGGAUUCGCGGAUGACACACACCUGCGAUGGGAGUUUCAGGAUCGAGAAGGCCUGCUCAAGGCCCGUGUUGAGGCAGGACGUGCACUCAGCAUUCUUGAGGACCUCGGUUUCUGCAUUAGUCGGGAUAAAACAGUAUGCCUGCUCAAGGCGGAGGGUGUCCAAGUUCCACACCUGAUGCGCAAAAUCACGCGCAAACGCCUGCAGCCCAAAGGCACUCUGCUGGUUCUCGAUGAGAGAUGGACGUUACCGCUCAAGCGCGACCACAUCUACUUAGGAGCCGUGAUCUCAUAUGGCAACUACGAGAUGCUCAAUGCACAACAUCGCAGACAUGCAGGACAAGCGGCCUUUUCACGCAUGCGCACUACGCUUAUGUCGCACCGUGCUCUCUCCCUCGACAAGAGGCUGCAUCUGUGGCGUACCAUUGUCCUGCCGGCCACUCUGUAUUCCUUGUCUUCUUCAGGAUACACCAGGAAAUCCUUUGAUCUCAUCGGGGUCGUGAUGGUCAGGCAGAUUCGUGCCAUUGCCCGCAGUCCGAGACACCUCACUGAGGAGAGUGGUCUGCAUCUACUACAACGCCUACGGCUGCCUCAAAUACAUGAGAUGCUGCUUCAGGUCCACAGUCGAGUCGUUGAGGCUUCCACUUCUUUGCGCCAGAUCCUUAGUCCACAAGAUGUACGUCUCACGCAGGAUAUCGUCCAGUGUGAAUGUCGGCUCCUUGAGGUUUUCAAGCAACUUGUUGCUACGGAUGCAAAGGCUGCUGGCACGCCGAACAGGCUCACGUGUGAGCACUGCGGGCAAUCCUUUGACAAUGAUGCAGCCCUGCGGCAACACAAAGGUCGUAUGCACAGCAAAACCAGAAUGGAGGCGGCACCCACGGUGUUCGACAGGCAACAACAUGGCACUGACGGCAUGCCACGUUGCCGUGGAUGCGGGCAUCCCUUCGCUAGGUGGGCGGACCUUCAGAAGCACAUCGAGGAGAACCACUGCCAAGGCAAAAUCCAGGAGGAAGCGCCCGCCCCUGAAGAGCGGUCCUCCGUUAUGCAACAGGCUCGCGCUGGUACGCUACAUGUACAAUCGCUCACUCUGUCCAUGCUGACGGACGAGCUUAGGCUGGAGCUGCUCUCACAUUGUGCGUGUUGUAGACAGUGGAUGCCCAACUCCAGAUACGUCAAGAUGCACUGGAAUCGAGUGCACAAAGCUGAAUCCCAACAGUUUCAGGCUCGUACACUUCAGUGGCGUCGUCUUUCUUUUGAGCCCAUCAAAAACACCUGUCCUUGGUGUCAGGGAACAACUGCGGAACGCUCGGAUCAUCGGGACACUUGUCCGGUCGUCUUUCAGCUCAGUAUGGUUCGGGCCAUCAUCCUGUGCACAGACGAGGCUGAAUCUCCGGAGGCUGAGACAAUGAUGCCGGACAUGACUAUUCCAGCAAAAGCCGACGCGGAGAUUCAAGAGGUGUUCGGAGCCCUGGUUGCGGAGAGCGGGCUGCUGAUGGGCCUCGGAGCGGGCUCAAACUUGGGCAAGCGAAACUCGGAGAAUCCGCAGGGACCCACAGCGAGCCGACCAGCCAAAACGGGCCGCCUCAACAACGGCCAAAAGGGCGGGCGAGGCAAAGGAGGGCGACCGUGGCAUCAGCAGAGCAGACGAUUUGUUUCCGAGUCCAGCCACCAGCAGCAGCAGCAGGAGGAGGUGAGCAUGGAGGACCUGUUGAGGCUCCUGUCUUCGAUCAUCAUGCGACACGAAGACCAGUUGAAGAUUCUGAGGCAAUCAACGGGAUGGGUGUUGUUCGCCAAAACAGCAUCCCCGUCCAUUGUACCGGGGAUCAUCAAAGCCUCCCUGAAGUGGAAGGACGAGGUGGUCAAGCCGGACUGCAAGUUCGCACAUGUGAGCUUGCGCGCAAUCCUCUUCUGGAAUCUGGUGGAGCAGAUGUUAGCAGUGCUACAGGGUCUUACGCAGGACAUGAAGGACAAGGCUGUGGAAGAGGGGUGGAUGAACAGAGCGGGAGCAUGGGUGUUUCAGGAGUGGUCGCACGAGAAGCACUGCCUACAGGUCGACAGCGCACGGGACCCAACGACGACGGAGGAUCUCCUCAACAUCCUACGAGAGCUGAAGACGCUCGCGACCUCGGAGGUGAUCUCGGCGUUCUUUUCGAAUCGACCGCUGACGGAACACAUGCAAGGGCACAUGGUAGUGUUCCAGCUGGAUGUGUCGUUCAGAAAGGAGGACAGGCCGCCCUUCAACUGUGCGGUGUACAACUACGCAAAGAGGGCUUUCGGAGAUCGCCGGCGGUGCAGAAGCUGGCAGAGCUGCUUCGAUGAGGAUCCUACGCUUGACGGCUCCUUCGGCAGUCAGCUGAUGUUCAACUUCGCUCUUCGCGGAUGGAGGUCACCGGCAAUACAACACGAUUGUGCAGAGUUCUUUUCUCACAUCAUUGACCGCUUGAGCAUCACAGCAUUUGAAGGUGAGUGCGGAAGCACGUACAACGGUUGCGGACUCUCCGGGACAGUUUCGAUGUGA